Molecule: messenger RNA, 648 nt
Organism: Naegleria gruberi
Lineage: Eukaryota; Heterolobosea; Eutetramitea; Acrasida; Naegleriidae
Exons: 2
Coding region: 1-648 (215 amino acids)
Biological process (GO): protein dephosphorylation
Cellular component (GO): cytoplasm
Molecular function (GO): protein tyrosine/serine/threonine phosphatase activity
Source: RefSeq, a predicted model, not a curated record
AUGGAGAAAUCAAAAACUCAACAAAAAACCGAAACAAAACGAAACCACCAUCACAAUCAACAUCGAAAUUCACUUUCCCACCAAAAAACAAUUCGUCCGCUCCAACCACAAGAUGAAGAUAAAUUAGAUCUUCCAUCAUGUAUAAUGAAUUCUCUAUAUUUGGGAGAUUGUUUCCAAGCAACUAAUAAGAAAUCAAUUGACCAUUUGAAAAUUACACACAUUGUUAAUUAUGAAUGUGUUAAAAAUAUGGAAAAUGUUAAAUUAAAAGAUAAUAGACAAGUGAAAUAUUUGAGAAUUCCAAUUGAAGAUGUACAUACUGAGGAUAUUUAUCAAUAUUUUCAAGAGGCACAUAAUUUUAUUGAAGAGGCAAUGUUUGAAUGUGGAAUUGUACUUGUACAUUGUGCUGCUGGAGUUUCUAGAAGUUCUACUAUUGUAAUUUCACAUGUUAUGAAAAAGAUGGGCCUUUCUUUCAUGUUUGCUUUCAAUAUGGUGAAGAGAAGAAGGAGAAUGAUCAUGCCAAAUGAAGGAUUUUUCAAUCAAUUAUUGGAAUGGGAAAGAAAACUAAAUGGUGGUAAAUCAAUUUCUCAAUUUAAAGAUGGAUACAUGGAUUUAUUGGAAAUUGAACAGCAAAUGUAUAGUUCCUACUAA